Messenger RNA from Corticium candelabrum, 1470 nucleotides. RefSeq names its product gamma-butyrobetaine dioxygenase-like. The record is from RefSeq and is a predicted model, not a curated record. Gene Ontology annotation, cellular component: mitochondrion. Gene Ontology annotation, molecular function: oxidoreductase activity. Bases 52 to 1332 code for a protein of 426 amino acids. Gene Ontology annotation, biological process: carnitine biosynthetic process. NCBI's taxonomy places the organism in Eukaryota, Metazoa, Porifera, Homoscleromorpha, Homosclerophorida, Plakinidae. The transcript has 4 exons.
CAUUUUACGCUAGGAAGGUGUAGCUGGGUGAUCUUUGUUCUCCCCUAAAUUAUGUCCUCUUUUUUGUCAAAGUUUUGCCAAACAGCAAGGCUCCAUUCUUUACGGUUUGCAUCUGUUGCCACCAAUACUAAUAGUCUAACUCAGAGGUUCUCAUCGCCUACAUUACGUAUCACGUCUGUGCAACUGAAAGAAAAGGAAUUGUCUAUCCAAUGGAACAACAGCAGCACUGUUGACUUGCCAUACGUUUUUCUGCGUGACAACUGCCAAGAACCAGAGUCCUUUGACCAAGUGGCCAGACAGAGGCUCUUCAAUCCUGCAUUUACAGUCGAUCUAAACAUUCGGGCAACUGAUGCUCAAGUGAACGAGGGCGGCAAACAGCUCACCAUCACGUGGCCAGAUGGACACCACAGUAGAUACAAGUCUACAUGGCUGGGAAGACACUGCAUCGGAAAUACUGCCAUGUCUGGACGACUACCUGUGGAAACGGUCUAUUGGGGAGGUGAUUAUUACGACAAGAUGCCUCGAUUUGAUUAUGAGAUGCUAUUGGAAGAUGACAGAUGUUUACUGGAGUGUUUGCUAAAAGUGGAAUCUCAUGGUUUGGUGUUAAUUGAAAAUGUUGGGACUCAGCUAAAUCAAGUGAAAAGGUUUUGCGAUCGUAUUUAUUAUCCGAAACCUUGUAUCUAUGGGAAAGGUGUUAUGAAGGUGGAAAAUAAGCCAAAUGCAAGUCAUAUUUCAUUGACAGGGGUUGAGCUGCCUUUACACAAUGAUUUUGUAUAUUAUGACUAUACUAGUGGGCUUCACAUUCUUCACUUCAUUCAUCAGGUAUCGGAUCCCACUGCUGGUGCAUCUCAAUUUUGCGACGGAUUUCAUGUUGCUGAAGUGUUGAGGGAAAGGAAUCGUGCGGCGUUUGAUUUACUGUCACAAUAUCCAGUACAGUUUGUCGAUGCUGGUUGUGAUGUUCUUGGAGAUUAUGACACAGAAGCAUGGCAUAACACCAUUAGUGUGUCUUCAAAUGGUGAGAUCACUGAAGUAAAUUACAGCAAUCAUAGUCGAGGUCCUCAUAUCCCAUCUACCUUGAUGGACAAACUUUACGAAUGGUAUGCAGCAUAUUAUGAAUUAUCCCAUUUGUUGUACUUACCUGACUACAUGAUUGAGUUUAAAAUACAACCUGGACAGAUGGUGAUGCUUAAUAACCGUCGUGUACUACAUGGCCGAUCAGCAUUCAAAGUACAAGGCAAUGAGUACAGGUAUGGUGAAAUCUGCUACAUGGAUUGGGAUGAGAUUCGUUCAAAGGCUCGAGUACUUAUGAAGAAACUGUCACUCACUCUAUAAUGAAAAGUCCUGAAUCUAAAAAAACCCUGGUGUUUACCAUAAAAUUGACAUGGUUCACGUGCACUUAUUUAAAUAUAAUUAAGAAAGUGAGUUUAUUGGUGUAAUUAAAAUAGAAUGCGUGAGUUCUGGAUUUGUUGA